AUCCAACACCGCAUAGCACUGAAUCACUGCUCAUCCCCACACACGCUCGGUACACACACUUGUCCCUGCCCACAUUAUUUGGAGGACCAAAUUGUAAUAAAUACUAAUUUUUCCAGUUUAUGGCCAUCUCGGAGCUUCUGUGAGCUGUGUUUAGCUAAUUAUCUAAGAGGAGCGAGAGCGAGAGAGAGAUUUGAGAGAGAGAGAGAGCGAGAGAGAGAGGUCUGUACUUUAAGUCUGUGUGUAGAUAUGGCUACAGAGGCGCCGGUGGAAGUUGUGCCGACGAAGCCCGAGGCUGAGCCGCCGCUCGCGGCGGUGGUGGAUAAGCCGGCGGUUGCUCCGCCGCCGCAGGAAGACGCCAAGGCUCUCGCAAAGGCCCCCGAGCCUGUAGAGCUGACAACCUCUAAAGGAUCUCUUGAUAGAGAUGUAGCUCUUGCUAAGCUUGAGGAUGAGAAGAGGUGGUCUUUCAUCAAGGCAUGGGAAGAAAGCGAAAAGACCAAAGUGGAUAAUAAGGCCCAAAAGAAGCUUGCUGAUGUUGCUGCUUGGGAAAACACCAAAACGGCUUCUAUUGAGGGCAAACUAAAGAAAAUCCAGGAAGAGCUGGAGAAGAAGAAGGCAGAAUAUGCAGAGAAAAUGAAGAACCAAGUAGCAUUAAUUCACAAGCAGGCGGAAGAAAAGCGGGCCGUGGUCGAGGCCAGACGAGGAGAAGAUUUUCUCAAAGCUGAGGAGAUGGCUGCAAAGUACCGUGCAACUGGACAUGUUCCUAAAAAGGCCUUUGGUUGCCUUGGAGCUCUUCAGGUUAUUGAAACAGAGGCCAUCAACAUUCUUUCCAUUUCAAACCAUGGUCCAGACGAGGAUGAAAUUCGACCCGAUCACAAAAGAGAAACAACCCAACACCUAAAAGGCUAA
Messenger RNA from Striga asiatica, 906 nucleotides. NCBI's taxonomy places the organism in Eukaryota, Viridiplantae, Streptophyta, Magnoliopsida, Lamiales, Orobanchaceae. The record is from the annotation of a GenBank genome assembly.